Messenger RNA from Arabis nemorensis, 696 nucleotides. The record is from the annotation of a GenBank genome assembly. Lineage: Eukaryota; Viridiplantae; Streptophyta; Magnoliopsida; Brassicales; Brassicaceae.
AUGGUUUAUCAUAAAACCAUCCCCACAGUCUUCUUGUUUGUAUUUGUGACCCUAUACUUUGUGAUCUCAUCCGAUGCGGCUACGUUCACAGUGAGAAACAAUUGUCCGUAUGUUGUUUGGGCCGCUGCAAAUGCUCCUGGAAAACCUGGUGGUGGAAGACGGCUCGGUCAAGGCGAAACAUGGAACUUUAAUAGUGAUCCAGGUACCACCCAGGCUCGGGUUUGGGGUCGCACCAACUGCAACUUUGAUGGCGCUGGAAAUGGUGGUUGCCAGACCGGAGACUGUAAUGGUAAACUUGUGUGCCAAUCUUAUGGACGCUCACCAAAUACUUUGGCAGAAUAUUCUCUCAAACAAUAUGCAGACCAAGAUUUCAUCAAUCUUUCGGUGAUCGAUGGAUUCAACAUUCCAAUGGAGUUCAGUUCUGCAUCUGGACAAUGCACCCGCAAAAUCAGGUGUGCCGGAGAUAUUAUAGCACAAUGUCCUAGCCAACUUAGAAUGGACGGUGGGUGCAAUGGACCGUGUCCGGUGUUGAAAACGGAGGAACAUUGUUGCAACUCUGGAAAGUGUGGACCAACUCCACUCUCUAUGUUUUUCAAGCAACGUUGUCCAGACGUCUAUAGUUACCCUAAGGAUGAUCCCACCAGCGUCUUCACUUGCCCUUCCGGAACCAACUACAAUGUCAUUUUCUGUCCGUGA